UGUUAUCGAUUUGGAUAUAAAAGUACAGGACCUGGUGCUCAAUGUUGUUAUGACAAAGCAGGUAAUUGGAUGAGUGAUCCACAUCAAGGUGCUGGUACAUUGGAUCGUGAACGAGCACCAGACAAUAUCUUAAAUCUAGUUCAAUGGAAUGCACACAACAAACAUGAUGUAAUACCAUGGGAUAAUUGUUGUAAAGAUCCAGCUGUACCAAGAGAUAUUUGUCAACUUUACUAUGACAGACGACCACCAGGUGGAUGCGAACAUUAUUUCUUUUGA
Messenger RNA from Rotaria sordida, 276 nucleotides. The record is from the annotation of a GenBank genome assembly. Lineage: Eukaryota; Metazoa; Rotifera; Eurotatoria; Philodinida; Philodinidae.